CCCCUUUUCUCUCUCCUCUUCUCCUUUUCAUCAUUACCCCACCAUCUUCUUCUACAACCUCCCUCCAUCCCCCCCUCUCUCUCCCACCCUGUUUCGCGCAGUUUUCCCCCCAUCUCCUGCCAUCCACAUCAACAAAUCCCUAAAUCGAUCAAACAUCUUCGACUAAAUAAACAGAACACCCAUUUCAAUUCCCCCAAAAAUAUUUUAUUUAAUAUAUUUUAACCCCUCUUUACUUCUCCAUGCUCUACAAACAAAGCAGAAAUAUUCAAAUUAUAUAAAUCAGAAAAUUUCAGCGAAAUUUAAAUAAUGCAACAAGAAGAACCCAGCUCAAACCCAGUAGUUUUAUCCUCGGAUGAUGAAGAUGAACAACCCACUCAUAACGACUAUCAAAUAGUCCUAUACGACCCAACUGCAAAUGGAAACGACCCAAAUGCAAAUGGAAACGAGCUAGCAAUCACCGUAGCUGAACCCGCACACGAACCCAAACACGAAGCCGGUCCGAUACACUGGAAACCACCAUUGUUCUCAAAUUUAGGGGGAGGAGGACCUCAAGCUAAUUUAACACAAAGAGUUUUACCAGCAGUGGGUUCAUUUACAGUACAAUGUGCUGUUUGCUUCAAAUGGAGGCUUAUACCUUCAAAGGAGAAGUAUGAGGAGAUCAGGGAACAUAUUUUGCAGCAACCAUUUACAUGUGAUUUGGCUAAGGAGUGGAGGGGUGAGAUUACUUGUGAUACACCAACUGAUCUUGAGCAAGAUAAUAGUAGAUUGUGGGCCAUUGAUAAGCCUAAUAUUUCUCAGCCUCCUCCUGGUUGGGAAAGGGAGCUUAGGAUUCGUGGUGAAGGCAGCUCUAAAUUUGCUGAUGUGUACUAUAUUGCACCAUCUGGUAAGAGACUUCGGUCGAUGGUGGAGAUUCAGAGAUACCUGAUGGAGCAUCCCGAAUUCAUUAUGGAAGGAGUGACUAUGUCCCAGUUCUCAUUUCAAAUUCCAAAGCCUCUGCAAGAGGACUAUGUCAGAAAGCGCCCUGCUCGUUUACCUAUGCCUGAUGGCUCUAAUUUUGGGAUGUCAAGACCCGAUCAGACCAUCGCUGCCAGUCCUUUAUCAUGGGCAGCCCCAGAUAAAAGCAGAGCCUUACAGUUAUGUCAACCUGAGCCACCAAGCUAUUCAGCCAACCUUUUGCCUCCACCAGCAAAAAAAAAGUCUCGGUUAUCAACACACAGCAGUAUUCCAUUGCAGCACAGUCCACAUAAAUUCAAGAUCAAAGGUCCGCGUCUACCUCCAAAUGGUUACUAUGACUUGUGAGCUAAUAGGUAGCUCCACGUUUUGUGUCUCGAAUAGCUUAGAAAAUGUGUUAUAUAUAGCCUUUCGUAUCUGUUAUGGCCUACACUAGCUAUAUGGUCCAUGAGAGUGUAAUAUGAACCCUUUUUUUUUGUGUGAACUUGGUGAAGAUUCAGGAAGUUGAUAGAGAAAAAGAGGGACGAGGGGCUUUUACAAACUGGCCUUUUGGGGGGUUUCUUUUGUUUGAGGUGUAAGUUACCCUUGGGUUUCAAACAGAGAAACAAUGAUAUACUAUAUCGUCGUAUUAUAAUCUA
Molecule: messenger RNA, 1589 nt
Organism: Spinacia oleracea (spinach)
Lineage: Eukaryota; Viridiplantae; Streptophyta; Magnoliopsida; Caryophyllales; Amaranthaceae
Product: methyl-CpG-binding domain-containing protein 2
Exons: 5
Coding region: 307-1299 (330 amino acids)
Molecular function (GO): zinc ion binding; DNA binding
Source: RefSeq, a predicted model, not a curated record